AUGUCAGUAAUUAAAGAUAACCUCUUAUACAUUAUUAUUGUAGUAAGUCUGCUACCUACAGUGAUUAUUAUUUUUGUAUAUGUUCUUUUGCGCGUUCGUCAGCGUCAAAGACAUCAACAGUCUUUUGGUACUGUCGACUACUUUCCAACUAAAAUCUUUUAUAGCUCAAAGAGGAAAGAGAACGAACCACAAGAGUGCGUAGUUUGUUUAGAAGAUUAUAAUGAUGGGGAUAAAUUAAGAAUUCUUCCUUGCAAGCAUGAAUUUCAUGUUGAAUGUAUCGACAGUUUUUUAACAACAAGAAAGAAUAUUUGUCCUAUAUGCAAACGUACUGUCCUUUCAAAUGAAGAAAUACCCACUUUACCGAGUCAAGAAGAUCAAGAAGUCGGUUCAUAA
Messenger RNA from Cetraspora pellucida, 393 nucleotides. The record is from the annotation of a GenBank genome assembly. NCBI's taxonomy places the organism in Eukaryota, Fungi, Glomeromycota, Glomeromycetes, Diversisporales, Gigasporaceae.